CCUGCGAUGAAUUAGUACUGUCAAAUUCAACCCAAAAUGUCAAUCCGAAUAAUACCUCAAUAAUAAUGUAAAGUCUCGUUAAAUUUAAGAAAAUGGCAACACAAAGGCCCGGAGAAUGGGCUAAUACAUUAAUUGCCAGAUUUGAAGAACAGUUGCCAUGUAGAAUUGGACCCCAAACCACUCAUUCUCGAGUAAAUGAGGAGGAAAACAAACAUUGUAUCAUACAAAUAUCCAGAUAUCGGUUUGCAUUAGUAUUGGAUGGGUUUGUUAGGGUUAUUAAAAGAAUACAUGAAGUAUAUCAGAACGCACAAAAUGGUCCACCUCGACAUGGCCCUGAGCUAGAAAAAAAUUAUCAUGAAAGUUUAAUAAUAGUUUUAGAGACAUUAGAAAAAUGUUUCAGUAUACAACCCAAAGACUCUAUUACUUUAACAAUGGAAGAAAGCCAAAAUUUAAAAAUCCUCCUUAAAGAAAUGAUUGUGUUUUUGGUGGACUUUUUAGAUUACCCCAGUGAUCAUCCCAAUACGCAUGCCAUUAAAAUUUUAGCAAGUAAGGUUUUAUUUGCGCUAAGUGUGAAUUUUUUUAACGCCGUUUUCAACCGUAUUUCCACUAAGUUGCAAGAAUUAAGCACUUAUGAAGACACCACGUCGGAUUGCAGUGACAUAGAGCUAAUUCAACAUAUUAAUGUAGAUGUAAAUAGAUUAACUAGAAUACUAACCGAAAUUUUAGCUAUACAGAAAUUCCAAAAAAUUCUAAAAAAGAAUAUACACUUUGUGCUGGUUAACUCGCUCGAGAGGGCCAUUUGGAACUGGAUGGACACAUAUCCGUACGAAUUUUCCGAAUUGCAGAAAAAUCCGAACGAAGAGCUGUCUAAAUGUUGCGAAUCGCUUUUCGAUAUCCUAGAUGCAAUUGCCGAUAACAAAAAGGGCAGGUCCUCGGUCUGGUCCUUACAGAUCAUGCUUUUAAUUUUAGCACCAAAAGUUCUGGAAGAAAUUGUGAAUGCUGAUAGUGGAGCGCCUUGUUCACCUAAACACAGUAAAAAGAAGUGCUUUAUUGACGCCCUAAAGAAGGGCGUAAAUCCUCACGGAAAUUCCAGCAAACAGCUUGUAGAAGCUGCAGCUGUCACAUGCGUGAAACUGUGCAAGGCUUCCACAUACAUUAACAUUUUAGACUCGAACAAUGUAACAUUUACAUUGGUACAAAGUAUCAUUAAUGAUUUAAAAUCGUUAUUAUUUAACCCCGGAAAGCCUUUUUCGAGGGGGCAGAGUUUUAUUUACCACGACAUGGAUUUGAUGAUCGACUGUUUUGUUUCAGUAUUUCGUAUCAAACCGCACAAUAACGAGGCGCUUAAGGUGUGUUUAAACCUUAACUCGCCAUCCAGCUAUCAUUUGGUUUUAGUAAGAUCGUUGUAUAAGAUUGUGACGCAGCCCAGCUUGCAUUGGUGGCCGCAAAUCGAUUUGGUUUACAAUAAAUCUUCAGAGUUAAGGGCGAUGUUUACCGACACUUUAAACAAAGUUUCGCAGGGGUGCAUCCAACAUACCCCCUUAAGAAUGAUAAUAGCAUUGAAAAGCAAAGAUUCGCAAACGAAGAACAAGGAUAGGGCCGAGGAGGUGCCCGGUUAUCGGAAUUUGUUGCUCUACAUGGUGCGCCUAAUCCACGCCGAUCCAAUGUUGAUGUUAAAUAAUCAAAGUAAAGUCGGGCAUGAAAUUCAGAGCUCCACAUUGGAGCUAAUAAACGGGCUGGUGUCUUUGGUGCACCAGCCCACCAUGCCCGAUGUAGCUCAGGAAGCGAUGGAAGCCUUGCUGGUGCUGCAUCAUCCGGAAAAGAUCGAGAUGUGGAAUCCUGAAGCACCAAUCAACACAUUCUGGGAUGUUAGUUCGCAGGUGUUGUUUUCCAUAUCGCAAAAAUUGAUCCAGCACCAAAUUGUUAACUACACUGAUAUUCUAAAAUGGCUGCGGGAAAUUUUGAUAUGCCGCAACGCUUUUUUAUCUAGACAUAAGGAGUACGCUAAUUUGGGCAGCCAGAUUGCCAUAUGCAAACAGGCUCACAUUAAACUCGAGGUUGUAUUUUUUAUGUAUCUUUGGAGCAUCGACAUGGACGCCGUUUUGGUGGCGAUGAGUUGCUUUGCGCUUUUGUGCCAAGAAGCCGAAAUUCGCUGUGGUUCUGACGAGGUGACCGUCACCUAUUUAGUACCGAAUUAUCACAUUUAUCAGGAAUUGGCCCAGGCGUCAACAGUAUUAACCACCGCCAGCGGGGAAUCACGUAUGUGUUUCCCAGAUCAUGGCAACGGUCGCGCGGCUUUACAAAAACGCAUAAUGGCGUUGCUGAGGAAAAUUGAGCACUGCGUGAACGGUGUUCAGCCCGCUUGGGAGGAAACUUUUAUGAACAACUGGAACCACAUAUGCAAAAGUCUCGCAUCAUAUCCCAAAGCUAAGCAAGAAGACGGCCAAACUGAACCGUUCCAUCGGUCCACUUUGGUCGGCAAACGCAGAGCAUCUCACCAGAACUCGGAGCAUGAACUUGAGGAGCAAAUAAAUGAAUGGGCGAAUAUGACGGGAUUUCUAUGCGCGCUUGGUGGUGUUUGCCUUUCAAGGAAAUCGCCUUCCAGACAACCUCUAUCGGCUUCAUCACACUGUAGUAUUUCGUCAAUAACAAUAAAUUCUCUGAGCAACGUUAGUGUUAGUUCUUUUAAUUCCGAUAGUCGGAAAUCCAGUGUUUUACCCGGUGCUACACAAGAAUCGCGACAAUACUGCCCUGUUACACAAUUUGUCGAUUUAUUAUUACGCUUACUGGUUUGCAAUAACGAAAAAUUCGGCGCCCAAAUACAGAAACACGUUAAGGAGUUAGUUGGACACGAAAUGUCUUCAGCUUUAUAUCCAAUACUUUUCGAGCAAAUCAAAACAAUAGUCGAUAAAUUUUUUGACCAACAAGGACAAGUCGUCGUGUCCGAAGUAAAUACUCAAUUCAUCGAGCACAUAAUUUUUAUAAUGAAAAACAUUUUGGAUAGCGGUAAAAAUGAUCAACAACCAUCGGAACAUUUAGGCGUGACAAGCAUAGAAGGCAUGAUGCUUGCUAUAGUGAGAUACGUGAGGCAUCUGGAUAUGACAGUGCAUGCGAUACAUAUUAAAACAAAGUUGUGUCAGCUGGUUGAAGCGAUGAUGAAGCGUAGGGAUGAUUUGGCUUUCAGGCAGGAGAUGAAGUUCCGCAACAAAUUGGUGGAAUAUUUAACCGACUGGGUGAUGGGUACAUCGCAUCAAAUAGCACCGCCGAGUUCCGGGGACGUUACUGUUAUAACAAGGGAUUUAGAUCAGGCUUGUAUGGAGGCCGUUGCAGCUUUACUUAGAGGACUUCCCCUGCAACCCGAGGAGUCGGAUAGAGGCGAUUUAAUGGAGGCCAAGAGUCAGCUGUUCUUAAAAUAUUUCACGUUAUUCAUGAAUUUGUUAAACGAUUGUUCAGAUGCCCCUGAAGUGGAGAAAGAUGUGAAUCGGCAAAGAUUAAACGCUGGGAAGUUAAGCACGCUUCGAAACGCCACCAUACAGGCUAUGUCGAAUUUACUGUCGGCUAAUAUAGACAGCGGUCUAAUGCAUUCCAUAGAUUUAGGUUACAACAAAGAUUUGCAAACAAGAGCGGCAUUCAUGGAGGUGUUGACAAAAAUAUUGCAGCAAGGCACAGAAUUCGAUACGUUAGCCGAGACCGUGUUGGCCGACCGAUUCGAGCAGCUUGUGCAGCUAGUGACCAUGAUAAGCGAUAAAGGUGAAUUGCCCAUAGCCGUAGCGUUGGCCAACGUCGUUACUACAUCGCAAAUGGAUGAGUUGGCCAGAGUGUUUGUUACUCUAUUCGAUGCCAAACAUUUGCUAUCGCCUCUACUGUGGAACAUGUUUUAUAGAGAGGUGGAAGUUUCCGAUUGCAUGCAAACUUUAUUCAGAGGUAACUCUUUGGGAAGCAAGAUUAUGGCGUUUUGUUUUAAGAUUUACGGGGCUAGUUAUUUGCAGACGCUUUUGGAGCCCAUGAUAAGGCCGCUAUUUGAAGAACCGUUCGUUAAUUUCGAGGUCGAUCCUGCAAGGUUGGAGCCCAGUGAAGAUAUAGAAGAAAAUCGCCACAAUUUGAUAGCGUUAACUCAACGCGUUUUCGACGCUAUUGUUAAUUCCGCAGAUAAAUUUCCACCUCAGCUUCGCUCUAUGUGUCAUUGUCUUUAUCAAGUUCUAUCUAAACGUUUUCCUCAAUUCCCUCAAAACAAUAUUGGUGCCGUGGGCACCGUUAUCUUUCUUCGAUUUAUUAAUCCUGCUAUUGUAUCGCCUCAGGAGAUGGGCAUUGUGGCUAAGCAAGUGCCCACUUCCAUCAAGCGAGGUUUAAUGCUAAUGUCUAAGAUCCUUCAAAAUAUCGCUAAUCACGUAGAGUUUAGCAAGGAGCAACACAUGCUUCCUUUUAACGAUUACCUUAAAGCAAACUUUGAGAUUGGUAGAAGAUUUUUUAUUAAAAUCGCUUCCGAUUGUGAAACUGUUGAUCAGACAUCGCAUUCGAUGUCUUUUAUUAGUGACGCCAACGUUUUGGCGUUGCACAGAUUGUUGUGGAAUCAUCAGGAGAAAAUCGGGGACUACUUGUCGAGCAGCAGGGACCACAAGGCUGUCGGAAGGAGACCUUUCGACAAAAUGGCCACGCUCCUUGCCUAUUUGGGUCCGCCCGAGCACAAACCAGUUGAUUCUCAUAUGUUGUUUUCAUCUUACGCAAGAUGGAGUUCCAUUGAUAUGUCGUCGACCAAUUUUGAAGAAAUCAUGGUGAAACAUAACAUGCAUGAAAAGGAAGAAUUCAAAAGUAUCAAAUCUUUAAACAUAUUUUACCAAGCUGGUACCAGUAAGAACGGAUUUCCUGUCUUCUAUUACAUUGCCAGAAGAUACAAAAUUGGAGAAACUAACGGCGACCUAUUGAUAUACCAUGUUAUAUUAACAUUAAAGCCUUUUUGCCAAACACCAUUUGAGUUAGUCGUAGAUUUUACACAUACGUGUUCAGAUAAUAGAUUUAGGACGGAAUUUUUACAAAAGUGGUUUUACGUUUUGCCGGAAGUUGCGUAUGAUAACAUAUUCGCAGCCUACGUGUACAAUUGUAACAGUUGGGUGCGGGAGUACACCAAGUUCCACGAUCGAAUAUUAGCGCCUCUGAAAGGGAACAGAAAGCUAAUAUUCAUCGACGUACCCAACAAGCUAAAUGAUUUUAUUGAGCCUGAACAACAGAAACUUCCCGGUGCUACAUUAAGUUUGGAUGAGGACCUUAAAGUUUUUAACAACGCUUUAAAACUAUCACACAAAGACACCAAAGUAGCAAUAAAAGUGGGACCAACUGCCAUACAAAUUACUUCUUCUGAAAAAACCAAAGUUCUUUCCCACUCUGUUCUUCUAAAUGAUGUAUACUAUGCAUCGGAAAUAGAGGAGGUCUGUCUUGUCGACGAUAACCAGUUCACCUUAACCAUCGCGAACGAAAGUGGACCCCUCAGCUUUAUUCAUAACGAUUGUGAUAGCAUUGUCCAAGCGGUCAUACACAUCAGAAACCGCUGGGAACUUAGCCAACCGGAAUCGGUUAAUGUUCAUCAAAAAAUAAGACCAAAGGACGUGCCCGGUACGCUUUUGAAUAUGGCGCUGCUUAAUUUGGGUUCCUCGGAUCCCCAUUUAAGGACUGCUGCAUACAAUCAACUUUGUGCCCUCACAGCUACCUUCGAUUUAAAAAUCGAAGGUCAGCUAUUGGAGACGCAAGGUUUAUGCAUUCCCUCGAACAACACCAUUUUCAUUAAGUCGGUGUCUGAAAAGUUAGCAACAAACGAACCUCAUUUAACUUUAGAAUUUUUGGAAGAAUGUAUCCAAGGUUUCAGAGUAUCUAGUAUAGAGUUAAAACAUUUAUGUUUAGAGUAUAUGACACCAUGGCUUGCAAAUCUUGUCAGGUUUGUAAAGCCAAACGAAGAAAAACGACAAAAGCAAGUCGCACAAAUUCUCGAAAGACUUAUAGUAUUAACGAUUGAAGAAGUGCAGAUGUAUCCUUCGAUUCAAGCGAAGAUUUGGGGCUCCAUUGGCCAAGUACCUGAACUAAUUGAUAUGGUUUUAGAUAAUUUUAUACAUAGAUCGGUUAAUUCCGGAUUGGGAUCCCCCAUGGUGGAAAUAAUGGCUGACACAGCUGUAGCAUUAGCUUCAGCUAACGUUCAGCUUGUCGCCAAAAAAGUGAUUGGAAGAUUGUGCAGAGUGGUGGACAAAACGUGUCAGUCGCCGACGCCCUUGCUGGAGCAGCACAUGAUGUGGGACGAUAUAGCGAUAUUGGCGCGAUACUUGCUUAUGUUGUCGUUCAACAAUUGCCUGGAUGUGGCGCGCCAUUUGCCCUACUUGUUCCACACGGUCACGUUUUUGGUGUGCUCGGGGUCUUUGAGCAUGCGCGCCGCCACGCAUGGCUUAGUGAUCAACAUCAUCCAUUCUUUGUGUACCUGUACCAUGCCGUCGUUUUCGGAGGAUACGCAGCGCGUGUUGCGUUUGAGUUUGGAUGAAUUUUCGCUGCCGAAAUUUUAUUUGUUGUUUGGUAUUAGUAAGGUUAAAUCGGCUGCGCAGACCGCUUUCAGGUCGAGUUACAGACACCCGAACGAACGUUGGUUUGGGAAUGAACGGAGCUUUUCUGGGGCGACAUCCACCGAUAGAGAACGCCUAUCGCUAACCUCAUUAGAAGUGAUUACUGACGCGCUACUGGAAAUAAUGGAGGCUUGUAUGCGGGACAUACCUAAUUGCGAGUGGCUUAUAAACUGGACAAGCCUGGCGAAAAGUUUCGCUUUCUGUUUCAACCCAGCGUUACAGCCAAGAGCGUUGAUAGUAUUCGGCUGCAUCAGCAAAAGCAUUACAGAUCACGAUAUGAAACAAUUGCUGAGAAUAUUGGUUAAAGCACUGGAAAGUUAUAACGAUAUUGUUCUUAUCGAGGCUUUGGUCAUGUGUUUGACCAGAUUGCAGCCCCUUCUACGCAGCGAGUCUCCAAUACAUAAAGCUUUAUUCUGGGUGGCGACAUCUGUCCUGCAAUUGGACGAAGUUUCCCUAUACGCGUCCGGAUUGGCGCUAUUGGAACAAAACUUACACACUCUGGAUUGCCAAGGGAUGUUCGACGAUAGAUCAGACUUACGCAACAACACCAACCCUAACAUACAAUCCAACAUAGUUGGAUUGGAGAGUGUUAUGAUGUCCACCAGAGAACCCUUGGAGUGGCAUUUCAAGCAACUCGAUCACGCGGUUGGUUUAAGUUUCAAGGCCAACUUUCAUUUCGCUUUGGUGGGACAUUUGCUCAAGGGUUACCGGCAUCCUACUCCCACCACAGUGUCGAGAACUGGACGCGUCUUGACGAUGUUGCUCAACAUUGUGGCCAAACCGUCUAAACGGGACAAGUUCGAAGUUACCCCUGAAAGUGUUGCAUAUCUAACAGCUUUGGUCGGUUUUUCGGAAGAAGUGAGAAAUCGUUGCCACAUUAAGCACUCUCUUCCGAGGUUUAUGUCGGAUUCCAUAUCGCAAGACAACUUUCCAGGGAGAAGUUUGUUGAGUCAACAAACUACCAGUAACAACUCGUUGUCCACGUCGACCGGGUCCAGUCAAGUCAGCGUGAAUCGUCGCCAAAAAUCCUGGGACAUUUUGGAUCAAUCUGCGAUGUCGCAGGCACGUGCCAUCAAACCGCCCCCCAAUCACCAGGUAGACAACCCGCAUUCCAAUUCGGCAGCCGGUAAGGGCUGGCGCAGUCUAGAUUUGACCCAGAGCCCGGGUGUUCAGGCAAAUGGUGCUAUAACCCGGCCUCUGUAUCGCACCCAACGGUCUAGCUCAGUCCCAGUACCCCAGAAUCCGCCAACAAUAUCAAACCAUACAGUAAAUAACAGUGAUUGUCAAAACCAAAGUCUGCCUAUGGGUCCUGCUAAAAACCGCUCCACAAGAGUAUCCGUUAGCAAUGAAAACAACGUUCUCUUGGACGCUGAAGUUUUAACCGAUUUUAAUACUCAAGCGUUAGUUUUGACUGUGCUAGCCACAUUGGUUAAAUAUAGUACUGACGAAUCGGAAACCAGGAUUUUGUAUCAGUACCUCGCUGAAGGUGCUGUCGUUUUUCCCAAAGUUUUUCCAGUUAUAUAUAAUUUGUUGGAUAUGAAGAUAAAUAACGUUCUUACAACUUGCCACGACCAAGUUAUUUUAAAUUCAGUUAGGAAUAUUAUUCAAAACAUGAUUGCAUGCGAGGAUACUAGUCAACAGCAGCUUCACUAUCUGCAAAGUUGUGGUUUCGGGGGCUUAUGGAGAUUUGCAGGGCCCUUCAAUAAGUAUAACAAUACGGCAGAGAGCAGCGAGUUGUUCGUGAAUUGUUUGGAGGCAAUGGUUGAGACAUGUCUUCCGAUUGAGGAUACUGAGGGAGGUGGAGAUGUAGUGGAACACGUUCAGCAUUUUCCUUCAUUGUUAAGUGUUAGUUCAAACAUAUUAUCAUCUAGUCUAUCGAGUCUCACGUUGGGUUCGCCAACGGAAAAGGAGAUUACCAGAGAUUUGGAAGGCGGCAGCUCCACUUCUUUGGGCAGGUCUUCGUUUAGUAAACAACGUAGUGUUAAGAACAAAUCCCAUGUUCAUUCAGAGAAUUCAGCAAUUCAUAAGUAAGAGAGUUCAGUUGGAUUAAGUUUUUUGGUUCAAUUAUGUAUGUAUGUAAAUUAUUUUUUUAAUAUUUCACCAUACUAAUUGUAAAAGCAUUUAACUAACUAUCCAACUAUGACUGAAAUAUAUAAAAAAUCGAAAUUCAUAUAAUUAUUUAUUUUUUUAUUCAUUAUUUAUUUUAUCUUUGCAAAAUGAACCUUUAGGUAAUCACGCGUUAUCUAGGUUAUUCAAAAAAAAUCAAAAGUGACAUUAUUAUUUUUUGUUGUAUACUGUUACCUCAGUUAUAUAAUGUGAUUACGUUUUUCAUAAUAUAACAUGUUAAAGAUUAAUGUGUUCAAUAUAUAAGUUAACAUUUUUUUUGUUUUUUAUUUUCUCCAAACCCAGAAAUAAAUAAAACACAUAUUAAAACACUGAUUGUAUAUUUGUUCUAUGAUCAUAUAUUUAUUCUUAUAAAAAAAGCUCAACAGUAGAUAUUAAUAAGGUUUAUUGGAAACAUAAUAGUGGAUGUAAUGGGUAUAUCGAAAACAAAAAUGGAAGAAAAAUAUACAAUGAAUUAACGCAACUUCAGUCUUGAAAUAUAUCAGAACUUUGGAAAUUAUUAAACUUCAUUCAACCAUUCGUUCUGCAUGGCAAUUUCGGCAGUCAAACGAAGAGCGGGAUCAGGUUCAAUCAAACAUUCUAUAAAACUGGCAAACGGUAUCGCGUUCACUUUCUUCCACUUGUAUUUCUCCACCAGGACAUCCUCAAUCUUCCAUAUUUUCAACUCGUCAUCAGGAACAUGCUUCAGUUUUCCUUAAAUUAUCAAAACAAAGUUUUUAACGUAAAACUUACACAAAAUCAAUACCCCACCUUCGGUAAAGUAAACUUUGGCUUCAGUUCCAGUUUCAGUAAUGUAUCUAGGAAUGCCGCCCAAUACCUCCCAAAUUAAACUAAGAUGGUCGAUAUUAAUGGAAUGGCUUGAUUUGCCCUUCGGGUUAAAAAGCAUUUCACCAGUGGCCAUUUCAAAUGCAAGGCAGCCAACCGACCAUAUAUCGGCCGGGUAACCAUAACCUGACUGCAUUAUCACUUCCAAGGCACGAUAUUGUCUGGUUUGGAUUUCCGGAGAAAAAUGAUUGUUCUAAAAUUCACAAUUUCAGUGAAAAGACGGUGGAGAUUUUAAGAGUGUAGUACAUACCUCCCAGCAAGCGUUUCCCAUAUCAGCUAUUUUAACUUCUAUACUAUUUCCAAUCCACAUUGGCGAUCUGAAUCUCGGUUCAGCAUGGCGCUGUCUAAAAUUCACUAAAUCUGAUAAAAACACGUCGUUUGGAUAUGAAGAUGCUCUUUGUCCCUCGAUUUUGGAACAAAUUUCAUCAUUAACGUCCUCCUCCUCGUCGGGUCCAAUCCAUCUUUCUGAAGAGACUAAAAAAAUCAAUCUCAUAUAUAUUUUACUUUUUUUUGUUAUUUGCUUUUAUACUGUAGGAUUUGGGCAUCGGGAUUCCUAGUUCAGUGAAUCUCUCGGCCCGUUCCGCCAUCUCCUCAAUAUAGGACUCCUUAACCUUAAUUAAUAUAUUUUCUGGCUUAAUGUCUGUAUGUAUUAUAUUACAUUCAUCGUGUAAAUAGGUUAAACCUAAUAAAACCUAAAACCUCACCAUGUAGUUUGAAAUUAAAUAAGUUUAAUUAAAUAAUUUACCUGUUGUAUAAUACGUUUGACACCUGGUACCUGGAUACCCCUGAAUUCGCUUUGAAUUAUUAAAUGCAGUAAAGAUGGUCCCAUGCUUUCUAAUGCUAUGGCAGUAUGUACGCCAUUAUCGGCGGUUAACCUAAAUGUAUCGAUCAUUUGAACGAUUUUAUGAAAACCUGGGUGAUCGUUAUUCACUUGUUUAGUAUGCAUUAGCAGUCUUAUUUCGUCUUGUGCCACCGCAGAGAACAUCAGUGCCGACUUACAAAUCUUAAUUGCCACAUACUUAGGUUCU
Molecule: messenger RNA, 10573 nt
Organism: Brassicogethes aeneus
Lineage: Eukaryota; Metazoa; Arthropoda; Insecta; Coleoptera; Nitidulidae
Source: the annotation of a GenBank genome assembly